AUGUCUCUGGUCAUUGUCGACGACCAGUCCAGUUUGCUACAUUAUAGUGGAGGAUCUUGGGAAGCAGGAGCCAGCUAUGUCUUCCGGUUUAACGGCACGUCUACGAGCCUUCAUGGAGGCUAUGACGCUGGAACAUCAUGUUCUGGGCUCUUCACUAUCGACGCUAAUGCCACCACUUUCACUUCACCGAAUUUAACGACGGUCUUGAAUCAGCAAGUCCUCUGGUCCUCAGGCACUCUAGCAGACACAGAGCACAUCUUAAAUUACACCGUAACAUCAUGUGCCCCCUCCUCAACAGGGCAUGUGUGGUUCGACUACCUGUUGUACUCUCCCUCAAUCAACGCUUCCACGGACGACCUUCUUUUUUUUAUCGACGACACCGAUCCGCGACUUACAUACACAGGCAACUGGACGGCCCAAACGGGUAACGACGGAGAUUUUCAAUUGACGAGCCAUGGCGGAUCACAAGGUGCCUCGUUUCGGUUCGAAUUUGAAGGUACUCUGGUCUCGCUACAUGGACGAAUUGGGGAUGACACCAAUGGUGCCAACACCAAGGCGUCCUUCUCAAUCGACGGCGCUCCGUCGGUGACCUUUUCCUCCCCUUCCCAAGGCAGUAUCACAUUCAAUCAAGCACUGUUCCAAUCGGAUACGCUCUCGCCUGGCAAACACACCCUUGUUGCAACCUCCCAAUCGGGCUCAUUAUGGGUUGAUUAUCUUCUCCUCCAACCAAACCCUUCCACCCAAAAUCUCACCCCCGUAUCGCACUCGUCCCUCACCAUUGGAGAGAUCAUAGGCAUGGCUAUCGGGGCAGUAGUGCUUGCCCUUAUCAUUGCUCUGGCUGUCCUUUUCCGUCGACGGCUGUUUCAGCGGUCUCCAUCGCGAAAGCCUUCCAGGAACCACAAAUCGCGUCUUGUCAUUGGGGCACCCGACGUGUCGACGUUUACCCAUGUCAGUCACACUCCCUGGGUGCCUUCCAGGAGCUUCUACCCAGCGACAAAUUCUUCAGCCAGUGUUCUCACCCACAGCACAUCCAAUCCUUUUGAUACGCCGCCCACUUCCCCGCAUGCCAAAUCCUUCGUCACAGCCUCCUCUUCCUCUUUAAGUGGACCUCCAGUAACUGCCUUGGAUACUUUUUCCUUGGGCCAAGCCGCGCCGCCUCCUUCAAACACAACCCCACGGACGUCAACGAUCACCGCGACAUCAGCAAGUGGCAGUGGUGGAAAUGUGCCUUUCUCUGUCUCCGCCACGGGCCAUCGCCGACAUCCCAGUCUCAGUGGGGAUGGUGACUCUGUCGCGGAAUUGAAGAGACGACAGCAGGCCCAUCUUGCGGCGCAGUCUCUUGCGGUACCCUCGUAUGACGAAUUGGAACAUGCUGAGACUGCCAGCAUUGGUGCUGUGUCGCACUCUUCCCUCCGCCCUUUGCCACGUAUACCCCCGGCCGGCCCUUCCGGCCAAGCAUCGAGCUCGAACUAUGAUUACGACGAUUUACCGCCCGUUUAUACAGUCCAGUAA
Mycena indigotica is the source of this 1512-nucleotide messenger RNA. RefSeq lists its product as uncharacterized. Lineage: Eukaryota; Fungi; Basidiomycota; Agaricomycetes; Agaricales; Mycenaceae. The transcript has 5 exons. The coding region runs from base 1 to 1512 and encodes 503 amino acids. The record is from RefSeq and is a predicted model, not a curated record.